Callorhinus ursinus (northern fur seal) is the source of this 1179-nucleotide messenger RNA. It is a transcript of the gene RAB4B, whose product is annotated as RAB4B, member RAS oncogene family. The record is from RefSeq and is a predicted model, not a curated record. NCBI's taxonomy places the organism in Eukaryota, Metazoa, Chordata, Mammalia, Carnivora, Otariidae. Gene Ontology annotation, molecular function: GTPase activity; GTP binding. Gene Ontology annotation, biological process: Rab protein signal transduction.
CGUAGGGGGGUGGAGGCGGAAGUGGCGGCGCCGGCCCCGGGAGUAGGAAGGAGCCGGGGCUGCAGCCGGAGUGGAGCGGCUGCCAGCCGAGGAGCAGGCGCGGCCGCGGCGCCAUAUUGCGGCCCCAAGCGGCCGCGACCGAGUCAUGGCCGAGACUUACGACUUCCUCUUCAAAUUCCUGGUGAUUGGCAGUGCGGGAACUGGCAAAUCAUGUCUCCUUCAUCAGUUCAUUGAGAAUAAGUUCAAACAGGACUCCAACCACACAAUCGGCGUGGAGUUUGGAUCUCGGGUGGUCAACGUGGGUGGGAAGACUGUGAAGCUCCAGAUUUGGGACACAGCCGGCCAGGAGCGGUUUCGGUCGGUGACACGGAGUUACUACCGAGGGGCAGCUGGAGCCCUGCUGGUGUACGACAUCACCAGCCGGGAGACGUACAACUCACUGGCUGCCUGGCUGACGGACGCCCGCACGCUGGCUAGCCCCAACAUCGUGGUCAUCCUCUGUGGCAACAAGAAAGACCUGGACCCUGAGCGUGAGGUCACUUUCCUGGAGGCCUCCCGCUUUGCCCAGGAGAAUGAGCUGAUGUUCCUGGAGACCAGCGCCCUCACGGGUGAGAACGUGGAAGAGGCUUUCCUGAAGUGUGCCCGCACCAUCCUGAACAAGAUCGACUCAGGCGAGCUCGACCCCGAGAGGAUGGGCUCAGGCAUUCAGUACGGGGACGCCUCCCUCCGCCAGCUGCGGCAGCCUCGGAGCGCCCAGGCCGUGGCCCCUCAGCCCUGUGGCUGCUGAGACGUGUGUGCGGAGCCAGCUCACCCGUUCUUCAGGACCUGCCCUGCCCUUCUGGCUGGGGCCCAGAUCCAGGCCCUGGGAGGCCGAGCCCCUCACCUGUCCUGGCCCCAGAGAAGCUGCCCCGCCACCUGUCCCCCUUCCCUGGCCUGGUGGGGCCUGGCUGAGGGGCAAGACUGAGCCACCAGGGAAGGGGGAGCCCAUACCUGCUGCUGCUUCCUCUGUCUUGGCUAACCCCUGUCCCCCUGGAACCCUUAACCAUAUUCAAAGAGUUCCCAAAGCCUGAGACCAAGGCAUUUGGCCCCAGCUCCCCGCCAUUGCGAGUACGUGUUAUUUAUUGCCUGGAGGCCUGUCCAGUCCCCACUCCACCCCCAUAAAGCAUUGUUUACACCUGU